Mangifera indica (mango) is the source of this 1078-nucleotide messenger RNA. Its product is annotated as dehydrodolichyl diphosphate synthase 6. NCBI's taxonomy places the organism in Eukaryota, Viridiplantae, Streptophyta, Magnoliopsida, Sapindales, Anacardiaceae. The record is from RefSeq and is a predicted model, not a curated record. The transcript has a single exon. Bases 38 to 892 code for a protein of 284 amino acids. Gene Ontology annotation, biological process: polyprenol biosynthetic process. Gene Ontology annotation, cellular component: endoplasmic reticulum.
AAACCACCAUUAUUCACUGUCUUCUCACCUAGAAUUAAUGGAGACACAAACUGGUGCCGAUAGAAAUCAGCUGUUCAAGAGAUUCAGUAUUUUUCUGAGAAAAUGCAUGUUUAAAGUGCUCUCUGUGGGUGCCAUUCCCGAUCACAUUGCAUUUAUCUUGGAUGGCAACCGAAGAUAUGCCAAGAAGCACAAUCUGAUAGAGCUAGGGGAAGGCUACCAGGCUGGCUUUUUGGCUCUCUUAUCUAUGCUCAAAUAUUGCUCUGAAUUGGGAGUGAAAUACGUCACAAUUUUCGCUUUCAGCAUUGACAAUUAUAAGAGAAAGCCCAGUGAGGUUCAGUAUAUCAUGGAUCUAAUGCUGGAAAAGAUUGAGAUGUUGCUUCUGGAAGAAAGUAUUGUUCACCAAUACAAUAUCAGAGUUCAUUUUAUAGGUAACAUGGGGCUCCUGAAUGAGGCCAUCAGGGUUGCAGCUGAGAAGGUGAUGAGAGCUACCGCCAAGAACACCAGGACCAUCAUUCUAGUUUGUUUGGCCUAUACUUCCAGCAACGAGAUCACUCAUGCUGUUGAAGAAUCUUGCCUUGAUAAAUCGACGGGCCAGGCUGAAGCAUUGAAGCUAAGUACUGAAGAGCAUGAAAAUAUACAGGAGAUGGCUGUUAUUAAACUGGCAGAUGUUGAGAAGCAUAUGUAUAUGGAUGUAGCGCCUGACCCUGACAUCCUUAUUCGAACUGCCCGUGAGAACCGCCUGAGCAAUUUCCUUCUCUGGCAGAGUAGCAACAGCCUUCUGUAUUCCCCAGCUGCACUGUGGCCGGAGAUUAGUUUGUGGCACUUGGUUUGGGCGGUACUAAACUUCCAACGAUGCCACUCUUACUUACAAAAGAAGAAAAAGCAACCUUAGAGCAUUUUCGGCCCCUAUUACAGUUUAUCAUAUGAACUAUUGUACCCAGCAUUUAGUUUGUUGAAGGGAUAAUACAGACAGCUAAAAAGGCCAUUGCAGGGGAGCUUUCUAACAAUAAAACCAUGUUACAUGUAUCCGAUUGAAAUUUGAAAACAAGCAUUGAAAGACAAGUUAAAAAAAAGAAAA